CCGUCAACAACUGGACUCCAGCUAUUUGUAUUUUCACUGCUAGCCUGCUAACGAUGAUUCAUUGCGUUCGAAAAAAAGCAAAUUAACCCACUCUGGGUGGACAUUUAUUCUUCUGUACUGUGCUCGAAACAUACUCCAUCGAAAGCUGGUGCCGAUGUGCAUUAAAUGUGAGUUAAAGGGCCGACGACAGCGGAGAAAUCUUCUGGCUUUACCGUCCUUUAGCCGCCUCGGAGAGCAGCUACUGCUAGCACCUCCGGAGAGAGUUAGCUGGCUGACAGCUGGCUCGGCUAGCUACGUGCCUUCGACAGUAGCUAAGAUUUACUCCCCGAAACAAUGCAUUGCCUCUGACAUUGAGAGGACUGAGGCCCAGUUGGUUGUCACAUUGGACUAACCAAAACUAGCUGAGGUGCCAUUGAAGAUAACAGGGUGAUCCGUCAUUACACCUGCCGAUGCACCCCUGGUUCUGAUCAGCAAGAGCUGCCAAUAUGAUGCCGAUGAUAUUGACGGUGUACCUCAGCGAUGGGGAGCAGGCUGUGACGGAGGUGCCCAUCACCCCUGAGACCACGUGCCGGGAUGUCGUUGAGUUCUGCAAAGAGCCCGGCGAGAGCGGCUGCCACCUAGCUGAAGUCUGGAGAGGCAACGAGCGAGCGAUCCCCUUCGAACACAUGAUGUAUGAACAUCUGCAGAAAUGGGGGCCUCGGAAACAAGAAGUCAAGUUCUUCCUCCGGCAUGAAGACUCGCCAACAGAGAGCAGCGAUCAAGGGAGUCAGCAGUCUCAGGAUCAGACGAGUCGCAGAAGUGGAAGCAGCGGAGAGAAGAACAGUGAGAACGGGGUGGGGAAUCAGCGUGUGGAGCUCACGCUGUCGGAGCUGCAGGAGAUGGCCACACGGCAGCAGCAGCAAAUCGAGGCUCAGCAGCAGAUGCUCGUCGCAAAGGAGCAACGUUUGCGUUACCUGAAGCAGCAAGAGCGGCGUCAGCAGCAAACCGUUUCAGAGAGCGAGAAGCUGCAGAAGCUGAAGGACCGCGUGGAGAACCAGGAGGCAAAGCUCAAGAAGAUCCGGGCAAUGAGAGGCCAGGUGGACUACAGCAAGGUCAUCAAUGGCAACCUGUCGGCAGAGAUAGAGCAAGUCAGUGGCCUGUUCCAGGAGAAGCAGGCCGAGCUGCAGUCUGCGGUGCUGAGGGUGGAGCAGCUCAGCCUGCAGCUGGAGGACCUGCGGAGGGGGAAGCUCAACGGCAUACAGACCGCUCUGGGGGGCCAGGUCACCGGCGCUGCAGCCCUGGAGCUCCGUAAACUCUACCAGGAGCUUCAGAUCCGGAACAAGUUGAACCAGGAUCAGAACAGUAAACUAAAGCAGCAGAAGGAUCUCCUCAACAAACGCAACAUGGAAGUGACGCUCAUGGACAAACGCAUCAGCGAGCUGCGGGAACGUCUCUACAAGAAAAAAGCUGAGGCACGUCAAAAAGAAAACCUUCCUCUGAACAGAGCCAACGGGCCGCCCUCUCCUCAGCCGGCUGCUGGUACUGUGGGCCGCGUUGCUGCUGUGGGGCCGUACAUCCAGGUGCCUGUACCGGGCAGACAGGAAGGAGGCUACAACAUGCCCCCUGAUCCCCUGAAGCCUCAGACUCUGGGCGUCAAUAACCAAGCCAACCACGGCCGCACCAAGUCAGACGGUGUGCGAAAGCCUCCCGGCCCUUGGAAAGUGUCUGAUUUAGACAUCGUUGUGGACCCGGUUCCCCCAUCCCUUCAGGAAUCUCAGUCGGGCUCCGGAGCCUCCACUGGCUCUGACGGCACGUCCCCGAGUGAUGCUGGUUGGCCUACUUUAGGCAAGACAAACACAACUCUGAAGCCUCCUGAGAGACGAAACUCAGGGACUGACACCCAGGGCAAGAGCCCUCCCUCACCCAUCGCUCCGAGUGCAGAAAAGGUGCUAGACUCCAAAAUGGUUGUGUCGUCCCCCGCCAUAUCAAAGCCACAGCCGCCUCCCUAUGGCUCCCACAUCAUCUCAGCAAACGCAGCCACCACUUUGGAUCGACGCAAGGAUGCUCCUCCUCCUCGCCCGCUCCCAAACCCGCCAGCUCCGGCUUGGCCCCGCAACACCCCCGCCUCCACAGGCUCGUCCUCGCAGCAGAUCCAGCAGCGGAUCUCGGUGCCGCCAAGUCCCACCUUCCAGCAGAACGCACCGCUCUUCCCUCCGGGGCUGAGCGAGCGGCUGGAUCCCCCGCCAGCUGUGACAGUACGCCCCUUCAUCCCAGACAGAGGAUCACGGCCGCAGUCUCCCCGAAAGGGCCCACCUACCAUGAACUCCAGCUCCAUCUAUCACAUGUACCUCCAGCAGGCAGCACCAAAGAGCCAGCCACUCAAGCCUACGCGCAAAGCAGUGUAUGGGAAGCCUGUCCUCCACCCCAGCUCGACCCCCCCCUCGCCUCUGCCGUUCACCCAGGCCGGAGGGGCCUUCCCGUUGCUCCAAGGCCAGCUCGUUGGUGAGGACUCGUUGGACGGAGAAUUUGAUGAUCAGGAGUUCUUCCAGCACCCAGAGCCCUUAGCGCCUCCUCCCAGUGUGGAGAACAUCCCUCGCCCGCUCAGCCCCACCAAGCUGACACCCAUGGUACACUCCCCGCUGCGCUACCAAAGCGACUCCGAUCUCGAGGUGCUCCGUAAAAAGCUGGCCAACGCUCCAAGACCGCUGAAGAAGCGCAGCUCCAUCACAGAGCCAGAGGGCCCCAGCGGACCCAACAUCCAGAAGCUGCUCUACCAGAGGUUCAACACGCUGGCAGGAGGCAUCGAGGGAAAUGGAGUCAGCGGAUCGGGAGGAGGCAACGGUGCAGGUAAUGGAACGCCGUUUUAUCAGCCGGCGAACCCUCCUGCGUAUCUGGGAGGCGACUCUGGGGCGGAUACAGACAAUGGCAACCUCCCCUCUGAGACGCCGCUUCCUCCACCACCGGGGGCGGAGGAGCUAGCCGGUUUGAUUUCACCGACUGACGCCAACGACAACGAGUCACUGCCCUCUCCACCAGAGCUGGAUCCCGCUGAAGACGAGGAAGCAGAGGACGACAACAACAACAACAUGGGGGGCUCCGAGGCAUCGCUGCCCAGCCCCGUGCUGGAGGUCAGCACUCCAGAGGAGAGCGGCACUGCCAGCUCACAGCUUCUGGAGAAGCGUACAAACCUGAAGAAGCCGGACUCUGAGCGUACGGGCCACGGCUUCAGGGUGAAGUUCAACCCCCUGGCUCUCCUGCUGGACGCCUCACUGGAGGGAGAGUUUGACCUGGUCCAGAGGAUAAUCUAUGAGGUAUGUCACGACUGUGUGGAGAACCCGAGCACGGCCAAUGACGAGGGCAUCACCCCCCUGCACAACGCGGUGUGUGCGGGACAUCACCACAUAGUCAAGUUCCUGCUGGAUUUCGGUGUGAACGUCAAUGCUGCAGACAGCGACGGAUGGACUCCACUUCACUGUGCCGCCUCCUGCAACAGCGUUCAUCUCUGCAAGGUGCUAGUUGAAUCAGGGGCCGCCAUCUUUGCCAGCACCAUCAGUGAUGUGGAGACUGCUGCAGAUAAAUGCGAGGAAAUGGAAGAGGGCUACAUCCAAUGCUCGCAGUUUCUCUACGGAGUUCAAGAGAAGCUGGGCGUAAUGAACAAGGGCACAGUGUACGCUCUGUGGGAUUACAAAACUCAGAAUCCGGACGAGCUGGCGUUCAGCGAAGGAGACGCCAUCACCAUCCUGCGGCGACAGGACGACAGCGAAACAGACUGGUGGUGGGCGCGACUCGAAGACACCGAGGGCUACGUGCCACGCAACCUGCUAGGGCUCUAUCCCCGGAUCAAGCCUCGUCAGCGCUCCCUGGCGUAGUGUCUCACUCCUCUCUCACUCCGCUGACCACUGGCUAACAGCUGGACUUGUGACACAAAGAGCAGAGAACAAACGAGCCUGGUGCUCUGUCUUCUUCCCGCCGCCAUACCCCCCCCUCCCUGUCCCCCUCCCUCAGCAAGCAAUGGGCACCAAACUGACACACGUGCACACAAGUGCAACAAAACACUUGCACUCCAAAUGCGAAAAAAUCUGUUAAACCACUCCAUCGUAACCCCCCCCCCCCCAUCCUCCACCCCUUUUGCUCAUUCAUCUUGCUUUUACCGCCGUUCAGUGUCAGCUGUGUAUCAGAUACUUGAAGAAUAAAACACUAACCCAUGUUUAAGUAUUCAUUGCAGCCAUGAGUUCUACAAUGGUGCUGGUCUGUAUGACACUACAUAAUGACUGAUCUUCUCUAAUGGUGAGACAUUGCAGAUUGAGGUUAGAAAAAUAGACAGAAAUAGUUUUUUAUGCCAAUUUGAUCCCCUUGCAUGAAAAAACACUGAUGCAGAAAAAUGUGUUUUAUCUUGCUGUAGUCUAACCACCAAAGAUGAAUAUAGAUUUAACAAUGUUUAAAUCCUAUUACUCCCCAAGGCCUCACUGUAUUGUUGAGGUGAGGAGUGAGAUAAUCAAUUGAUUUGCUGCUUUCAGAAAUUAAUGAUGAUUAAGAUUCCCUUUUUCCCUCAAGACUUUGAAGGGACAAACGGAAAGAAAGUUUAGAUCCUCAGUAUUAACUCCACAGGCCAGCCAGAACAAAUCCAGCGUAGUGAAAGAAUUGCAUUUCAUGAACAUCAUUACAAAACAUGUUUUUUCAUUCAGUGUGAUCUGUUCAGAUUCUGUAUGCGGGAGUAUUAUGGGUUAUCCAGUUUGUAAUAUGAGAUUUCAAGAUCCAAAUAUUUACGCAGAGUUUGUAUUUUUGGUAAUCUGAUGGUCCUUGAAAUGGACGGCUCAUGCUAUUGUGAUUGAAAUGGGCAACGAACAGUAUUUUGCUUUACCAAAAAAAGGUUGCCAAAUUAAGAAGCUGUGUCUGCACAACAUCUGUAGAGUGUGAUCCAAGCUUACAAAUGUAAAUCUAUUAUAUUACUGUUGCAGCAUUAAAAAAUAGCAAAAAGACACAGACAGAAAUAUGCUAAUUAAUUUGUGCUAUUUUUAAGUCGUUACAGUAUGUAUUACCUUUUUUAAGCAUUUAUGAGUUGUUCCUCACUUCAGAGAAUCUGUUUUUUUCUGACUUCUGGCACUUGACCUUUGAUUUUUUCCUAUGAUUUCACUGGCGAAACAUGUGCAAGCAGUAUUUCUAAAUCAAAGGAAACCUGCUAUUUAAUGAAAUUCAGACACUCCACACCAAAAAACACUGAAAUAAUCACUCCAACCAUCAAACAGACUUUGUAGACCUCACUAGACAAAGUUAACACUCAAAAUGUGUGAUCUUUUUUUUCAAAUGUCUCUCGUCAUCUUAGGUUGCAGUUAUUUUUUUGGAUGCUGUGACAAACAAACCCCACCUUAACUCAGGACCAACACGGUGCUGCUGACACAGUUCCACCACUAAACUAGUGAUCAUAUUUCUAUUUUCUAUCACAUCACCUUCAUUUGAGCAGCGAAACAAACAAAAACACAGUCCAAAUUCAAAUAAAUAGAAUCAGCAAUGGGCAUAACUUAUUGAUCAAUGAAGAGACGGUUAUUGUGUUUAAAUGUUUAGAUUCAGAUUUCGAAUUUGCUUCAGACAAUCCUGAAUUGGCCAAGUUCUCUUCUUCCAGCUGCCCCCUUUCAGGUUUACACCAUUCCUGUAACACUAAUACAUGUGUUUGUCACAUAAUUCAACAUCAACAGUCCAUCAACUUGUUCCCGAACCCUGAGUGACUGAGUGUAAUGCCAAGUGUGCUAGUGGCCCAUGCUUUAUCAUGGCUUCAUCUGUAUCCAGUGUGAGGAGAUGUGUUCUAUGUCUGUUUGCUGUAUGAAGAAGUGGGCUUGCUGUAUAAACGCUGUACUCACACAUUGAGUUCUGUAAAUGUGAAUAAUAAAACAGAAGCUCUGGCAUGACAAAUGUAUUUCAGUGUCGUAUCCGCAAAAUAAUUCAAAGAAUGCAGUGUUGCAUUUUAUAAAACGUUUAAAUAUUG
This is a messenger RNA of Eleginops maclovinus (Patagonian blennie), 5959 nucleotides long. RefSeq names its product protein phosphatase 1, regulatory subunit 13Bb (gene ppp1r13bb). The record is from RefSeq and is a predicted model, not a curated record. Gene Ontology annotation, molecular function: p53 binding; transcription factor binding. Lineage: Eukaryota; Metazoa; Chordata; Actinopteri; Perciformes; Eleginopidae. Gene Ontology annotation, biological process: regulation of apoptotic process; apoptotic process; negative regulation of cell cycle. The transcript is spliced from 19 exons. Gene Ontology annotation, cellular component: nucleus. The coding region runs from base 486 to 3848 and encodes 1120 amino acids.